Molecule: messenger RNA, 966 nt
Organism: Anthostomella pinea
Lineage: Eukaryota; Fungi; Ascomycota; Sordariomycetes; Xylariales; Xylariaceae
Source: the annotation of a GenBank genome assembly
AUGACUAAAAGAUCAACCACUGUGAUGAUGCGAAUUGCGAUCGCAGGCGCCGGCGGCUUUGCUGCCCUCCUGACUCAAGAGCUGUCACAAAGUGCCAACCCCGUGAUUGUCCUCUCGACCAAAGCACAUCCCGACUUCGAAACCAACUACAACUGUCAAGUUGCUGUUGUCGACUACCACAACAUUGAGAACCUACAGUUUAUCCUUCAGGGGGUAGACCUUGUGCUAUCCACGAUAUCCGGCGCCGAGCAACUGAACCUCAUCGACGCUGCCAGACGAGCUCGAGUACGCUGCUUCGUCCCUUCAGAAUUUGAAGGUUCCUUGAGCCACCGGCCUACUUCCCACGACCCUUUCGAUAACGAUUCGUCGACGGCACUGGAGCAGCUUCGACAUUGGUCCUCUUCAAGACACUUUCCGAUGAAGUCGACCGUCUUCUCCUGCGGUAUCUUCUACGAACGAUUUGCCCCUGGCGGUCUCCAGGCAUAUAAUAUGGGCAUCACCUGUCGCCUCCCCCAUCAGGGGGACUACAUGAUCAACGUCGGCCUUGGUACCGCAGAAAUACCAGCAACCAACGUCCAAGGUCGCCAAAUCCAAGUUGUAAUGACAUCAGCUGUCGACGUGGCGCGGUUCGUCGCCGCUGCCGUCGACCUUGGCAUUGAUACUUGGCCACACGAGUUCAAGAUGCGCGGCGCCCGAGUAACACCACAGAGGAUCCAGCAAUUAUGCAGUGAAGUCAGACAGGUUGAGUUCGCUGUCAUCACUAGACCCUACCCUGAGCUUCUCUCCUGGCUUCAGUACUACGAACAAAACCACGACGAAGCCAGGUGGUACUCCAUGCAGCAUAUGAUCCAAACCGCAAACGGACGCUUCAGUUUCUCGGACGCAAACUUGUUGAAUGACCUCGUAGACGUCGAACCUAUGGGUUUCAGGCAGUGGCUGUACAACAACUGGGGCCCGGCACAGUAG